Dibothriocephalus latus is the source of this 555-nucleotide messenger RNA. The record is from the annotation of a GenBank genome assembly. NCBI's taxonomy places the organism in Eukaryota, Metazoa, Platyhelminthes, Cestoda, Diphyllobothriidea, Diphyllobothriidae.
AUGGGUCAACUACCAACCGUUAAAUGCUCCCCUCCGCGGCACCUGGUUACUGCCAGUGAAGUUGCCCAUUCCCUGGGUAAGCCCGCUUUCCCCCCUCGCCCCCCUCUAAUCGGCAGUUUUCUUCAGAACAAGUCCCAACACAUUCCGCCGCAACUCAGAUUUACGGAGACUGAUCUGCUCGAUGCCUGUCGGUUUUUCGGAUCCCAGCUGGCGUGUGUCAUUGACCUCACCUACACAAACUACUAUGAUCCGGCGAUUUUUCGACAGCAUGGUGUUAUGUACAAAAAGAUUUUCGUCGAGGGUCAUGUUGUACCACGGGACUCCGUCGUCGCAGAGUUCAAUAAAGUGAUUGACGAGGUCAGUGAAAAGUCCCCAAGCGGAAUUAUCGCCGUUCACUGUACACAUGGAAUCAACCGAACUGGCUACCUCAUUUGUCGCUACCUUAUUGACCAACUUGACUGGGCUCCCGAGGACGCGGUCAAAGAAUUUGCCGUCGCCCGUGGCUAUGGAAUUGAACGUGAGAACUUCCUUGAGGACCUCCGUGCUCGAAAGUAG